AUUUCAUAGAGAGGGGAGCAGGAAGAAGGAAACUCCCACUGUUUGCUGAAUAGCUGGAGGAGCGUCUCAGCAAGUGCUUUCUGAAAGAGAGAAGGACAGAGGCAAAACAAAUGAUGAAGAUGAAAUUAAUUAUGAAAGAAAAGGAGCGAUUUACGAAGACAUUGUCACAUGUUUAAGAGAAAACUUGGCAAAAUUUUCAGAAAAUAUGUCUAAACGUGCAACUAAAUUCAAAGAACAAAAAUCAAUGGGAAGAAAUGAACUUGAGGAGGCACUAAAGAAAGAGGAGACAGCUACAUUCCCUAAAGCUGUAACUGGUUUGCGAAAGAGUACACUGGAGAAGAAUCAAAAUAAUUUCAUGAAGAAUCAAAUGAGCAGGAGACUACAGCCAAGCUUAAACUGGAGGUCUUCUAUGGACAUCAAAGCCCACAAAAGUCCUGCAAAAGACAGCCAAGAAGAAAAACGUGGCAAAAGAUUUGAAAAAACAAUGUCAUCUGCUUCACAUGGAAGAGCUCAGUUACUGAGUAAAAAUGUGGAUAAAUUUGAAGAAAUAUCAAGCGAGAGCCCCUCAGAGAGUGAGGAAGAUGAAGAACCAAGCGACCACCGUCAGGAGGCAAAUGUGGAUUUGCCAUCAGAGUACUGGCAAAUUCAGAAGCUGGUGAGAUAUUUAAAGGGAGGAAAUCAAACAGCUACAGUGAUUGCACUGUGUUUGAUACGGGAUUUCAACCUAGCCCAUGAGACCUGCCAACUGGCAAUCAGAGAAGUGGGAGGCCUUGAGGUUUUAAUCAACUUACUUGAUACCGAUGAAAUCAAGUGUAAGAUCGGUUCAUUAAAAAUCAUGAAGGAGAUCAGCCAUAACCCUCAAGUCAGACGUAACAUAGUUGACCUCGGGGGAUUGUCUAUCAUAGUCAAUAUACUUGACUCUCCACACAAGAUUCUGAAGUGCUUGGCAGCAGAGACGAUUGCGAAUAUUGCCAAGUUCAGACGAGCCCGACGGGUGGUGAGACGGCACGGUGGUAUUCCCAGGCUGGUUGCUCUCCUCGACUGCACACAGAGUACCACAGAACCUGCAUACUUAAGUCUCUAUGACACCAGAGAUGUGGAAGUGGCUCGCUGUGGGGCCCUGGCGUUGUGGAGUUGCAGCAAGAGUUAUGCCAAUAAAGAAGCCAUCCGCAAAGCCGGGGGCAUUCCUCUAUUGGCCCAGUUACUGAAGACUUCCCAUGAGGACAUGCUCAUUCCGGUGGUGGGAACGUUACAGGAAUGUGCAUCGGAGGAAAACUACCGGGCUGCAAUCAAAGCAGAAAGGAUCAUUGAAAAUCUGGUGAAGAACCUAAACAGUGAGAAUGAGCAACUGCAGGAACACUGUGCCAUGGCCAUUUACCAGUGUGCUGAAGACGAGGAAACUCGUGACCUGGUUAGGCUGCAUGGAGGCCUGAGACCCCUGGCCAGUCUGCUGAGUAACACCGACAACAAAGAACGCCUAGCUGCUGUCACGGGGGCAAUAUGGAAGUGCUCCAUCAGCAAGGAGAAUGUGACCAAGUUUCGGGAAUACAAAGCCAUUGAAGCUUUGGUGGAACUUUUAACCGAUCAGCCUGAAGAAGUACUCAUCAACGUGGUUGGGGCCUUAGGGGAAUGCUGCCAAGAUUAUGAAAGCAGGGUCAUCGUCCGGAGAUGUGGUGGCAUCCAACAGCUGGUGAACCUUCUUGUUGGAGUAAACCAAGCACUGCUUGUGAACGUCACGAAGACGGUGGGUGCCUGUGCCCUGGAGCCCGAGAGCAUGGUAAUAAUUGAUCGCUUAGAUGGAGUCCGUUUGCUGUGGUCGCUCCUGAAAAAUCCUCACCCAGAAGUGCAGGCCAGUGCAGCAUGGGCCCUCUGUCCAUGCAUCAAAAACGCUAAGGAUGCUGGUGAAAUGGUUCGCUCCUUUGUUGGUGGUUUGGAACUUGUCGUUAAUUUGCUGAAAUCAGAUAACAAAGAAGUUUUGGCAGGUAUAUGUGCUGUGAUUACCAAUAUCGCAAAAGAUCAAGAAAAUUUAGCUGUCAUUACAGAUCAUGGAGUUGUUCCUUUAUUGUCCAAACUGACCAACACAAACAACGAGAAAUUGAAGCGACAUCUAGCAGAAGCUAUCUCACACUGCUGCGUGUGGGGCAGGAAUAAAGUGACCUUCGGUGAACACAAAGCAGUGGCCCCACUCGUGCGUUAUCUGAAAUCCAGUGACAUCAGUGUGCACCGAGCAACAGCUCAGGCGCUGUACCAACUCUCAGAAGACAUCAACAACUGCAUCACGAUGCAUGAGAACGGCGCAGUCAAGCUUCUACUGGAUAUGGUUGGAUCCCCAGACCAAGACCUCCAGGAAGCCGCAGCUGGUUGCAUAGCCAACAUCCGUAGGUUGGCUCUUGCCACAGAAAAGGCAAGAUACACUUGAAACUCAAACAGGUGCUGCAAGCUACUGAAUGUCACAUGGUAUGGGACGUGUCACUCCCAAAUCCAGGAAACCUAAGUUGAGAAACUUUAAUUGCUUAA
Ochotona princeps (American pika) is the source of this 2517-nucleotide messenger RNA. RefSeq names its product outer dynein arm-docking complex subunit 2-like. The transcript is spliced from 15 exons. Gene Ontology annotation, molecular function: protein binding. The coding region runs from base 206 to 2419 and encodes 737 amino acids. Lineage: Eukaryota; Metazoa; Chordata; Mammalia; Lagomorpha; Ochotonidae. The record is from RefSeq and is a predicted model, not a curated record.